This is a messenger RNA of Eruca vesicaria subsp. sativa (arugula), 1737 nucleotides long. The record is from the annotation of a GenBank genome assembly. NCBI's taxonomy places the organism in Eukaryota, Viridiplantae, Streptophyta, Magnoliopsida, Brassicales, Brassicaceae.
CCACAUCGCGCGCUCUUCUUCACUUCUUCCUCCCUCUCUCUCUCUCACCAAUUCUAGGGUCUCAAAAUUCACAUUCGGAUCUCCACUAAUCUCACCAUCAGAUCCUAAACCCUAAGUCCAAUUCACUCUAACCCCCUCGAUCUCCAUUUUUGGACUCGAGGAUUAAACGAAAUCUGUAAUUCCCAAUUUCUGGAUUUUCUCUGAGAUUCUCUCCUAAUUUGUGGCUUCUUCGUCGAGGGUUUCUCGAGUUAAUAAUUGACUUCCCAAUGGAUGUUUCUCGAGGGUUUUCUAUUAUUCCCAGAUCCGACUUAAAGAUAGGAGGAGGCAACGAAUUAGAUAAAAAGGCCAAUACAAGGCAGAGUUUUGUUAAAGAAGGGACGAAAGAUAAUAACAAGACUGAUGUUGACUGUGUAAAGAGAAAUGAAGCUGAAAAUGAUGGUUUAUCAUCGGUUUGCGAUAAAUCUAAUUCUUCAGAGUGUGGGAGUUCCAAUGUUCCUCCUCCUGUUGAAGCCAACGAUCCAAUGAAGCUGUGGAAAGCAAUGAAACAAAACGGGUUUCUUUCUAACCCACACGGUGGUGUUUCAGUUACAUCAAGUAGCUGUGUAGUCUCGUCUUCUCACGGAGGGAUACCUGCUCCUAGGAAACGUGGUCGCAAAAGCAAGAGUAAGGAUGAUGCUGAGAUGGUGAAGAAGAGGAAGAUAGAGGUUGCGAGGAAAGAAGAAGCUGAUAGGUUUGCUAGGUUAGCUGCUCCUUGUGGACUCCUCAAUGAACUGAACCCUGGGAUUAUAAACCAUGUUAGGAACAAAAAGCAAGUGCUUUCCAUCAUCCAAAACAUUGUCAAGUCUGAUAAAGAGGACUCGAUGAGGGAGAGUAAUACUAAAGUUGGGGGUUCCAGGAAGAACUUGGAAGAUGUCUCUAGAUUUGAUUUUAGCCAAGGAUGCAAGUAUGGCAUUACUGAAGAUAGCUACUACCACGAGGAGAAAUGCGCAGAUGGUGAGUUCAGUGAAGAUAACGGUACAGAAAAUGCUAGUUCAUUGUUGAGCGAGGACGCAGCAGGUUUGAACCAUGCUAGUGUUCUCACUGUCAAAGCGGCUACAGUAGCAUCUCAAUGGUUGGAAUUGCUUCAUCAGGACAUCAAAUGCCGUGUUUCAGCUCUUCGCCGGAGUAAGAAGAGGGUUCGAGCAGUUGUGACGACAGAGCUACCUUUCUUAAUAAUGAAGGAGUUCCCAGCUGAUCAAGAGAAUGACCCAAAUUUACUCAUCAAUGGAGCUUCAAGGUCUUCCACGGUCGAUAACCACAAGAACAGAUGGAUGGCGCUGUUUAACCAACUCGAACAAACGCUAUCAGAAGAGGAGAAACAACUGGAAAACUGGUUAAACCAAGUGAGAGAGCUGCAAUCGCAUUGUGACCGAGGUCUGCAAAACUUGAGCUUGAGUUCUGGUCAGAACUUCUUACAGUUAGGAAUGCCAUUGUACUCCAGAGCUGCGGAUGCACUGAUCUCAGAUAAGGAUUUGGUCGUUAGAGCAGCCGCAGCGUCCAUAUACUCGACCUGCAACUUUCUAGCAUCAAAGGAGAGCAUAGCCUUUACCUGAAUUCCUUUAAGCUUCUGGCUAGUUUUUGAUAUAAGGUUUUUAGUUGACAACUUUCUGUUAGUUACUUUAGUAUAACCUUCCAUAGCAGAGUUUUUCAGUCUAUGUGCAUCUGUAACACUAGUAGCAUUGCUCAUCAGCCUUGUCU